This is a messenger RNA of Colletotrichum costaricense, 204 nucleotides long. RefSeq lists its product as uncharacterized. Bases 1 to 204 code for a protein of 67 amino acids. The transcript has 2 exons. The record is from RefSeq and is a predicted model, not a curated record. NCBI's taxonomy places the organism in Eukaryota, Fungi, Ascomycota, Sordariomycetes, Glomerellales, Glomerellaceae.
AUGGCUCAGCGAGCACUUCGUCCAAACUUGCCGUUCCACGCACCCCUGCAGACGCGCGCGCGCAAGAAUCUCUUCGUUACAACUUGCCCAUUCGACAGCAACCCCGGCAUGCGUGUGGCUACCACAAAAAGGGGUGGAUUCCCUUGGAAGAAGAUUCUGUCGUACAUGGCGGUAUCGGCCACGAUAAUUCAAGGUCAUGGAUGA